GUGAUGUCAUCCCCAGCUCCCGCCGGCUAGGUCCUGCGCUGGCGGCACCCCAGACAGCCUCAGCUGCUCAGGCCGGAGGCCGGGCCUGGGGCGGGGCACGGGGAGCGGGCAGAGGGGCCUGGGCUCCCCCGGCGCCCCCGGCGCCUGCCCUGCUGCUCAGCUCCUGCUGCGGGCCUCUCUCUGGCCUCCGCCAUGAAGCCGUGUAAGGGGGCCGGGAGCUGUGCGCAGCAGCCAGAGAAGAAGGCGCCGCCGCCCGCGCGGCUGGGGGUGAAGCAGACCCCCGUGGUGUUGGCCAUGAUCAAAGGCCCAGGGCCUGCCCAGUACCUGCGGCCGUCCUGCACGGGCUACCUGGACCACGACGCCUCCAUGUUCCGAGAGCCAGCAUACACGCUGCACACCCGGCACUCGGAGAAGCGGGUCAUGGACGGGUGCAGCCCUGGGCCCAGCUAUUCCUUGGAUCCCAGUAUAACUCGGUUUGGAAUGUCCAGCUGCCCGCAGGUCCCCAUGGCGGGGCGUAUCUGCAACCUGCGCUUGAGCCCCACCCCGGCGCCUUGCCACUAUCAGCGUGACCAGGGCCCCCCGCUGGGGGAACGCAGGGCUCCUCAGUAUGCUUUCGGCCAGCGGUGCCCGUACCGAGUGAUGGACCCCAACCCGGCUCCCAACCAGUACCAGCUGCCCCUCUCGCUGGGGCCCCACACCCCCGUGUACCGGGCUGCACCCUGCUACAGCCUGGCCGCCCUGGACAAGAACUGGUUCUACAAGGAGGAUGUGGCGGGAGGCCCUGGGCCCGCUGUGCACGCCCGGCCGGAGCCGUCCACCUACCAGAAGCGCAGCCCCGUCUACAGCAUGGCUGGGCGCUUCGCCUACCCGCUGGACCACACGUCCCGGCCGGGCCCCGGCUCCCACGAGGUGCAGCAGGUGACGGUGCACAAGCCCCGCACGCCGGCCUACAGCAUGGGCGUGCGGCACUCGGCCCACCUGUGCCCCCUAGUGGUGCACAUCCGCGACUGAGGCCACCCGCUAUCCAGUCCCUCCCUGCCCCCUAGAGCUUAUUUUUCUACACUCGACUGAGCCACAGAGCAGGGCUGGUCCCUGCUGCGUGGCCAGCACACAGAAGGUGUUAGAUAAAUAUUUUCUUGCAUUUUGUGCAAACACUCGCUCUGCUUCAUUGGGGCCCUGCUCUGGGUGCACGCCAGGAGACGGGGGUGGGGGGAGAGGUCUCUGAUUUUGGGGAGCAGGGCCCAUCCUGGAUCACCCCCGGGAAGCAUUGUGUGACAUUCAGGGAGCCCUGGGCCGGGGCUCCGGAGUGCCGAGUGCCCGUCCUAACUCUGCCAGCGUAGGCUGCGUGGCCUGCACAACUCCAGGCCCCAGGGUCGCCCUUUGGACAGCAAAGGGGAGCAGGCUCAGAAGAGGCUCCUGUGCCCCCCAGUUCCAGAACCGUGCAGCGGCCAGCACCCAAGAGAGGAGCAGCCACGUUGGGGUGUGGCAGGAGGUUGUUCUGGUCGGGGAU
Messenger RNA from Oryctolagus cuniculus (rabbit), 1510 nucleotides. It is a transcript of the gene CIMAP1C, whose product is annotated as ciliary microtubule associated protein 1C. Lineage: Eukaryota; Metazoa; Chordata; Mammalia; Lagomorpha; Leporidae. The record is from RefSeq and is a predicted model, not a curated record. Gene Ontology annotation, cellular component: cytoskeleton.